This is a messenger RNA of Caenorhabditis sp. 36 PRJEB53466, 4532 nucleotides long. NCBI's taxonomy places the organism in Eukaryota, Metazoa, Nematoda, Chromadorea, Rhabditida, Rhabditidae. The record is from the annotation of a GenBank genome assembly.
AUGAGAGCCUGGCCAACUCUAAUAGUUUUCGAGUUUUCCAUCACCCUCCUCCUAGUAUCGACGAUCUUUUGCACGAGGUACGGGCGGUCGCGGGACCACGUGAAAACCACGAGUUUAGGUCGAACGACACGACUGCCGAGCACAUGAGCACACUUUGGAGCAACCGCAGCCAGACAAUGUACUCGAACGCGUCGUCGUUGCUCUCCGAUCUCCUGUCCGAUUACGAUAUUCGAUUGAGGCCCGGGUUUGGAGGUUGGUCCCACUGAUCGGUGACUUCUAUGGUCCCUCAUAGACCGGCUCUCAAAUUCCCGCGUCUAUUGAAUUUCGACCGCUCGAUUCGAUUCGAUUCGAUUGUCUUUUCUUCUUUUUUGAGGGGGGGGAGGGGGGCUAGUCGUGUUUUUUGCUCAUCGAGAGGUAUAUAAAUGAAGAAAAACGCCAAGAAAGCCGCUUGAUUGUUUUUCAAAUUGAGUUUAAACAAGCCGCACAUCCACCCUCAACUUCUUCUUUCCCCCAGACAUUUAAUUGGGGAGCUACAUAUUUGAAGGAUUACGGUAGCCCACAAGAGAGGUUAUCUCGGUCAAUUUUGACGAUUUUUCAAGUCUAAAAAAAGGAAUCGAAAGAUAAUUGCAUGCUCUACAACUUUCUAGUUGACCAGUUUUAACGAUUGUGCACACAAAUCGAGAUAUUCGCAAUUUUCAAGGUUUUACACUUUCGAUCAAUUAUUCCAUUUCUUUUCGUAGCCAAAAACGAGAAGCCAAGCUGCGUUUGAAAGUGUUCAACUGCGUGGCUCCUUUCGAUUCCUCGGGGAGCGCUUAUCAAGCGGGCUGUCAGCAAGCUGCUCGAGAAAAAGUAGAAGCUAAAGCUAAAGCUAAAGCUUCGUUUUUGCAGGCGACGCUCUCCUCCUCACCAUGGACAUCAUCAUCGCCUCGUUCGACUCGAUUUCCGAAGUUGAUAUGGUUGGGAAGAGGAAAACGCGUCGAGCGCCACACAAUUGAGCACUUUUUGCAGGAUUACACGCUGACAAUGUACUUGCAUCAGUACUGGACCGACGAGCGGCUACGCUGGUCGAACGAGAUACCGAUUGACGAGAUGACACUCAGCGGAGAGUUCUCGCAGUGAGCUCUGGAGACGUCGAAUUGAUUCGAAAACGAGUUGUGGAUAAUCUAGAGCGCUAUUACUUGGUUUUUCUAGUUGACAACUUUUUUGUACCGCCUUUCCUUAAAGUACUGUAGCGCUUUGAGAUGGGCCCAACUUCCAAGCGCUACAGUUCUUCUGAGAGUGAUUGUAGAAGAAAAUUGUUAAUUGUAAAGUCAAAGUACACGACUAGCACAUUAUUUUUGCAGUUGACCACUUUUCUGAAAAUCCACUCCCUGGACUACUGUAGCUCUUUGAAAGUACUCUUUACAUGGGCGUUGAGAAGCUACAGUACUCUUGAAAUUGUGUUUACAAACAUUUUGUCAACUACAAAAAUGAUGCACUAGUAAUGUACUUUCAUUUUGUAUUUUACACUUUUCCUCUACAAACACUCGUAGAAGUAAUAGGGCGGUUAGAGCAGUUCAAACUUCCGCGAGCUACAGUACGCCAAGGAGAAGCGGUACAAAAAAGUUGUCAACUGACGAAACAAAGUACCAGGUUUGUAGAUGACGCUCAAAAAAUGUCCGAUCAAUCUGACGUCUUCUAUUCGAGUUAUACAAACGCAAAGUUGAACGUACACCUAGCAUCGAACAUUUGCAGACACAUUUGGGUGCCGGACACAUUUCUGGCGAAUGACAAGCACUCGUACCUUCACGAGGUGACCGAACGCAACAAAAUGCUGCGGAUUAAUGUGGACGGGAAGGUGGCGUACGGAAUGCGGCUCACUUCCACACUCAGUUGCUCCAUGAACCUCCGAAACUUUCCGCUCGACUCUCAGAAUUGCACCGUCGAGAUUGAGUCGUGUAAGUGACGGAUUUCAAAAGUGUGAGCGCCGAGACCGAGAAGAGACCAUUUCCAGACGGCUACACAACUUCGGAGGUGCUCAUGAAGUGGAACUAUCCGCUGGCGGUGCACGGAGUCGAACAGGCCGACGUUCCGCAGUUCACCAUCACCGAUUUCCACACGGAAGAUUCGAUCGUCUCGACGGCCACAGGCUCCUAUCAGCGGCUCUCGCUCGUCUUCCAAUUGCGCCGCUCCGUCGGCUACUUCAUCUUCCAGACGUAUCUUCCGUGCGUGCUCAUCGUCAUGCUCUCCUGGGUGUCGUUCUGGAUCAAUCAUGAGGCGACGAGUGCGCGCGUCGCCCUCGGCAUCACCACCGUCCUCACGAUGACCACCAUCUCGACGGGUGUUCGUCAGAGUCUGCCGCGAAUCAGCUAUGUCAAAAGUAUCGACAUUUAUCUCGUCAUGUGCUUCGUCUUCGUCUUUGCCGCUCUUUUGGAGUACGCCGCCGUCAACUACUCGUACUGGGGACGCGAACGUGGCAGUCACGGAGCGGCCAACGAGUGAGUCAACUCGAAAUUUUCGCUAGAGCGCGCACUUCUCUUCAGAUGGCCAGUGAACGGCGCGAAUAAGGAGGAUCGUGAGUCGGCGGUGAACGUGCAGAAAUGGGUGCCCAGCGGGCUGAUGGAUGUGAGUUUUUGACCUUAAAGCAGAGUUGUCACGGGCCGGGCCGGGCCGAAAUUUUCAAAACUCCGGCCCGGUUCAAAAAGCGGGAAUCCAAAUUUUGAACUAUUGAUUAAAUAAAAUGUUUGUUUUUCGUAGAACUAACGAAUUUUGCAAGUAUCGGGCAUAAAAAAGAAAUGUAGUUCUCAAAAAUAGUUUUUAUUGGCAUCAACGCAAAAGUAGCAAUUAAAAAAGAAGAAAAUAAUAACGAUUUUUUUUUGUUGGAAAAAAAUGGCUAAAGAGCGCGCGCGACCGUAAUGUCGGAGUGUCGUAGUUUUUUUUAAAAUUUUGAUCCCCGCAAAAAAAAACGAAAAAAAUAGAUUUCCCCCAAAAAUUUGAAUUCGCGCCUUUUGAGCCGGGCCAGGCCGGCCCGUUAUUUGGCAAGUCUGCCUUAAAGGACCAGGGAACCCAAAAUUGUUUUGAUUUUUUGUGAAAUUUUUUUGUGACUGUUUGAAUUGUCUCUUUUUGCCACUCAUACACUGGUGAAAUGCUGCCUCUCAAAAAUGCCAAUGAACGAAACGGCGUGCAGUUGAAGUUGUGGUCGUGGCCUAGAAAUAUGCGCUUCUCGGCCAUUUUAUUUUUUCCGCUUUUUUACCGGGUUUUUUCCAAAAAAUUAAACGGUUUCUCCCAUUUUUCAGUUGAUUGACAUUUGCUUGGCACUUACUUGUUUUUUCACUGCUAAAAAUUUGUUUUCACGCGAGUUUUUCGAUUUUAUCGCGAAAAAAACCGGUAAAAAAGCGGAAAAAAUAAAAUGGCCGAGAAGCGCAUAUUUCUAGGCCACGGCCACAACUUCAACUGCACGCCGUUUCGUUCAUUGGCAUUUUUGAGAAGAGGCAGCAUUUAACCAGUGUAUGAGGCAAAAAAAAAAUUUCACAAAAAAAUAAAAAAAUUUGAGGGUUCCCUGCUCCUUUAAAAACGGUCCUACAGUAAUCUUGAGGGUUCAGGGAGUUCCACAACCGCAGGACCGACGCGUCGAGGCGUUGGAGGAGGCGAUGAGCAGCACUUCCACCACACACAACAACAACAAUGUGAGCGCGUUUUUUUUGUUGUUUUUCGUGAAAUUCUAGACUCGAAUUUCAACUCUAUAGUUCGAUGCGACGAAGGCGAAAAAGCGCUCGUCGUCGCCGAUUGCGUCGUUGUGCCGUGCGGGCGGCAACACGACGAUCACCGAGGACGCCGAAUCAUCGCCAGACUACCCGAGAUACUCGGCCACUUCUCUGAAGGGCGCACGGCCGCACGCGUCUGUCAACCACCAUCGCGUCGCUCAUUUGAGAGGCUCCUCACAACACACUGCCAGGUUAGCGCUUUUCACUCGACUCGUCAACGUUUUUUAAGCGCGACAGUCGAUUUUGGAGUGGUUGUACACAAAAAUUGUCAACUACAAAAUUGACGUACACGUUUCGACGUGUAUUUUUGUAAUUGAUCACUUUUUUGUACAACCACUUCCUAGAGUACUGUAGCGCUUGGAAGUUAAGGCUCCCAGAGUGCGGGCUAAUUGUGCCCGGACUUUUGUACCGCCUCUCGCUGGGCUACUGUAGCUAUUGUGCCCAACUUCCCGGAGCUACACUACUCCAGGAAAUGGUCGUAGAAAAACGGUGUCAACUGGAAAAGUACGGUAUACAUUGCAGAGCAAAACGGCGCAUGACUCUGGCCCGAAUGAACGUCUCGAUGAAGCAGUCCAUCUCGGGAAUCGGAAGACGUGCCCGAAAAGCGAUCCCGUCGAUUCGGGUCCGUGACGUGAACCUCAUCGACAAGUACUCGCGGGUCGUGUUUCCCGUCUGCUUUGUCGUUUUCAAGUGCGCGCUGUUACGGUAGUAGCUUCCCUCUCAUACACUUUCAUUUUCAGCCUUUUCUACUGGAGCUACUACAUGAUGGUACCGCAAUUAUCAUCCUGA